Messenger RNA from Boeremia exigua, 4278 nucleotides. Its product is annotated as cell division control protein-like protein Cdc25. The record is from RefSeq and is a predicted model, not a curated record. The coding region runs from base 433 to 3816 and encodes 1127 amino acids. Gene Ontology annotation, biological process: Ras protein signal transduction; positive regulation of GTPase activity. The transcript has 5 exons. Lineage: Eukaryota; Fungi; Ascomycota; Dothideomycetes; Pleosporales; Didymellaceae. Gene Ontology annotation, molecular function: guanyl-nucleotide exchange factor activity; protein binding. Gene Ontology annotation, cellular component: plasma membrane.
CCUGGAUGCCCGCUACCAAACACGUGACUACUUGACCGCUCAGCACCACGACGCGCUGCGACCCGCUCCCUGGUGUGGCAUUUCCUCUCUUCCGACUGUGCCCCAUCUACGUAUCCUUGUGAAGCUCAGCGCCCGUUGCGAGGGCUCAUUCGCUGCGUCGCUUCUGUCAGGCGCGAAUGUGAGGGCUCUAAUUCGCAUGCCGCUCUAGCCCAAUUGCAUCCCCUCCCUGAGCCGUCAGACGAGAGGAGCCUCUGCACCCAGGAGUCCACCGCGCUCCCACAGCAGACCGCCCGCUGCUCGCCCGCUGCUGUCGCUCCCCGUACCGCGCGCCGCAGAGGGAAGGCGCGCCCGAAGUCACAGCGACAGCGCGACGUUGCUGCCUUCCCAUCCCCGCCCUGACGAGACGGAAGCACCGCGCCUGCCGCCGCCACCAUGAAUGGGUACAGUGGCACCAUCACGCCGGGGGGCAUGUACGUCAAGGCGCUCUAUGACUACGAUGCCGACGACCGCACGAGCUUGAGCUUCCGCCAGGGCGAUAUUAUCCAGGUCAUCACGCAGCUGGAGAGCGGAUGGUGGGACGGCGUGAUCAACGGUGUGCGCGGCUGGUUCCCCAGUAAUUACUGCACCGUCGUGCAGCGGCCGACAGAGAGCGCCGAGGACGACAGGAACGGCCUGGAGCCGCCCGACGACCACGACACGCAGUCGCUCGGCAGCACCGACUACACCAACUCCGACACCGAGUCCGUCGGCGCCAACGACACACUCCUGCCCAUCGAACGCCACGCCGACCACAACAAUGCCAGCAGCAAAGAAGAGGAGGCCGCGUUCUGGAUCCCCCAGGCGACGCCCGACGGCCGCCUGUUCUACUUCAACACCCUGACAGGGGUUAGCACCAUGGAACUGCCCCUGGAGUCGCCGGCCGCCAACGAAAGCGGGCCGCGCGACCGCACCAACGUCUUCAUACCCGACUCGUCGCGCCCGCCCGCCGAGCUGCUUGCCUCUGGGACCAUGUACGACACCGACGAUGAUACGUCUGCCUCCGACUUGGAGGGACCCGGCAACAAGAGCUCAUAUGGGCGGAAGCGCCUGUCUGAUGGAGUCUCGCCGGCGACUUCUAUGGAGUCCAUGAACCAGGGCCUAGCCCCACGGUCGUACGAUGCGAAUGGCACAAGCUUUUCAGGCGCCGCCAUACCCCCAAUCGGUACCACAGCCACCUCGUUCGCGAAUAGCCCUACCAAUGGAGGGUCUUCGGCUUCUGCGCAGUCACGCAAGUUCUACGAUGACGUGAACCCAGUGCCUCUGACAUGGAAUAGAAUGGUAGAAGACAUGCGCCGCGCUGUGGAGCGCUACCGGCAGGCCAUCAACAACAGCGAUAGAUCUGAAUUUGUCAAAAGGGCCGAGGACAUAUCCGACCACUUGCGACUCCUACUCGCUGCAGGCUCUGGAACCACCGACAACCAUUCUGGGAACCCGUCCAUCAUAUCAACCAACAAGGCCCUUUAUCCGCAUUUCCGAGAGACCAUGUCCAGAUUCUCCAAAUUGGUCCUCUCUUCACACAUCGCUGCGUCCGAUUUCCCACCGCCAGACUCGUACUCAAAGUGCUUGAAAGAGGCCGACGGUGUUUUGAACGGAGUCUAUGGCUUUGUCGAGGUAGCUCGCCAACAGCGUGGGGAAGAAAUUCCCCGCUUAGUGCCCGGCUUCAUUGUCGGUAGCAACAUCGGUGGAAACUGGCAUAACAAUGGAUUGGAUCCGCGCGACAACAACGGGACUUCAUCGUUCAUGGACGAUGAGUUUGAACCAUCUGUCGAGCCCACUGUGAAGCUAGAUUCUCGCGUUCUCGAACGGUUGGAGGACAUCAAACGGCUUAUCGUAUCUGCUGUCCGCCGAUUGGAUGAACAAUGUGUGGUACGCGACAAGGUUGUUUCACGCCAAAAGCAUCAGAUGAUCGGUGAUCAUAUUUGCACAGCUGGUGGGAAGGUUCUGGAAGUGUGCCGGCCAUGGUUGUCUACAGUCGAAUCAAUCAACAUCUCUUCGAUUAACGCGACUCUGCAGGAACAGCAGCUGAGCGAGUUCAGUAUUCAGAAGCAAAAGGUCUACGAUGUGGCUUCAGAGCUGGUGAUAGUGUGUCAGGGAGUUGCAGCACCGUUGAGCGACGAGUGGGCCGAACUGCGUGGAGACUCCCUCGACGAUCGAAUCAACGCCGUUCGAGCUGUGUCUCGCGACCUAGAAGCCACUGUUGCCCAGCAGUAUGGACUCUUGCAGAAUCUGUUCACCGACACUGACUCUGAGCUCGCGACUUCGCAUGCUCGAGGGCCUUCGGCGACACUAAGACCAUUGCUGAAAGAUGUCCCCCAAUCGAAGACAUACAGUGAAGGCACUGCACUAGACGAGAAGAUCGACUCAAUACAACCUCCAAGGAAUAACAAGAAGCUAAAGGACUUCUUUGGAGAAGUACCUGUCAUCCCACAAACAGCUGUCGAAGAGAUUCCAGAGUACCUGAAACUCGACCACGAAGGAGAAAUCUCCUACGAUCAUAAAGUCACCCCACCACAAUUACGCGGUGGAACGCUGGCUGGCCUCGUGGAACAGCUUACGCGCCACGAUCGUCUUGACCCAGCAUUCAACAACACAUUCCUUCUCACGUAUCGAUCGUUUACUACAGCUUCUGAGCUGUUCGAAAUGCUUGUCAAGAGGUGGAGUAUACAGCCGCCACAUGGCCUAGCUAAAGAAGACUACCAGACCUGGGUAGACAAGAAGCAGAAGCCUAUCCGUUUUCGUGUAGUGAACAUUCUCAAGAGUUGGUUCGACAACUACUGGAUGGAGGGUAACGACGAAGAGGCGCGGAUAUUGAUACAAAGAGUGUACAACUUCGCUAAGGACCAUGUUGCGACGACUAGCACACCUGGUGCCCACCCCCUAAUGACGUCUGUCGAGCAGCGUUCUCGUGGCCCAGACAUGCCAACAAAACGCCUCGUACUCACGCUUAGCGCCCAGACCCCACAGCCGAUUCUGCCAAAGCACAUGAAGAAGCUGAAAUUCCUGGACAUCGAUGCUACGGAGUUCGCACGCCAGCUGACCAUUAUCGAAUCAAAGCUCUACGGAAAGAUCCGACCAACAGAGUGUUUGAACAAAACAUGGCAGAAGAAACUGGCGCCGGGCGAACCGGAUCCCGCCGCGAAUGUUAAGGCAUUGAUUCUCCACUCUAACCAGUUGACAAACUGGGUGGCUCAGAUGAUUUUGACACAGCAGGACGUCAAACGCAGAGUGAUAGUUAUCAAGCACUUUGUCAAUGUCGCUGAUAAAUGUCGAUCACUGAAUAACUUCUCGACCUUGACGUCGAUCAUCUCUGCACUGGGGACUGCCCCAAUUCACCGACUGAACCGAACAUGGAGUGCUGUAAACCAACGGUCGAUGGGUGUCCUGGAGAGCAUGCGUAAGCUCAUGGGCAGCACUAGAAACUUUGCAGAGUACCGAGAUACACUUCACAGGGCGAACCCACCUUGUAUACCUUUCUUCGGCGUCUAUCUCACGGAUUUGACAUUCAUCGAGGACGGUAUUCCUUCACUGAUCAAGAAGACGAACCUGAUCAAUUUUGCCAAGCGCGCGAAAACUGCCGAGGUGAUCCGCGAUAUUCAGCAGUACCAAAACGUGCCGUACCCACUGCAGCCUGUGCCCGAUCUGCAAGAUUACAUUUUGACAAAUAUGCAAUCCGCAGGCGAUGUACAUGAAAUGUACGAGAUGAGCUUAUCCGUUGAGCCGCGGGAGCGCGAAGACGAGAAGAUUGCAAGACUUCUCUCUGAGUCUGGAUUCUUGUGAUGAUACCCCACGAAGCGUUUGAUCUAUCGAUCUUGGAUGAUGGCGAUGGCGUUGGGUCACAUUUUGGCUUCGAUAUUCAAUGGAGGCGCUCGUGUCUGGCGCGCAGGCGAAGAUUAGUCAGUACCAUUGUUGCAUUUUUGGCACUGGAAAACGAAGCACCCAUGGCGCGCUUGUCUCUUUAAUCGAUAGCGAUAUUAUUUCUGGUCGAUGCAUCGAUAUUUACGAGGCUGCCUCGACGCUGAUCAUUGAGUUUGAUGUGCGUGACGGCGGCUGGCGGUGUGCGCAAAUGAACCGCCUCGUGAUGGGGUUUUAAGGGACUUUUCGAUGUGGGCUCUCUACGCCUCUCGUAUUUGCUGUCGGAGAGCAUGAGACCAAUCAUGGCCUGCCUGAGGCUUGGACGAAUGGCAACCGUGUAUCCUAAUUUCUCCAUGCUCGUUGCGUAAAGCUGCCGUUGCCAAGGUC